AUGAGCAUAGCUAUAUGUGAUGGAAAAAGUUCAAAUAAAAUUAUUGGAGGUACAACAGUAGAUAUUGAAAAUUAUCCAUAUAUUGUUUCAAUAAAAUGGUCAAAUUGGCAUGUUUGCAGUGGCAAUUUAAUAACAUCAUUACAUGUUUUAACAGCAGGAAGUUGUCUUAUAUUUGAUAAUGGUCGUACUGUUAUGUCAAAUUUAGUAAUAACAGCUGGUACAAAUGACAAACUCGACAGAUUUCAACUUGGACAAGUACGAAAUGUUGAGUAUAUAAUUUACCAUGAAGAAUACACUCCUCAACAAUUAUGGAAAAAUGAUUUAGCAAUAUUAAAAUUGGAGAUGUCAUUUAAUGUAAAUUCUGUUUUCACAAGAAUAAUUGGUAUUCGAACGAGUAUAUUAAAUUUAGUGUUACAUUUUAAAACAGCUGGUUGGGUUUGUCGUAACAUGUUUAAAAGUGAUAUUCAUUUAUAUCAAGGAUGUUCAAAAGUUGUAUAUCCAAAUCAAAAAAUAACACCGGGCGAUGGUGGUAAUCCUUUGGUUAUUAAUAAUCAACUUGUUGGACAUAUUUCUGCAACUAUUGGCUCUGGUAGUACAAUUAUUUUUACUCAACUUUGGGGCUAUAGUAAUUGGAUUCAAUUUGUUAUUUUUACAUUUUGA
Aphidius gifuensis is the source of this 660-nucleotide messenger RNA. RefSeq names its product serine protease SP24D-like. The coding region runs from base 1 to 660 and encodes 219 amino acids. Gene Ontology annotation, biological process: proteolysis. Gene Ontology annotation, molecular function: serine-type endopeptidase activity. The transcript has 5 exons. Lineage: Eukaryota; Metazoa; Arthropoda; Insecta; Hymenoptera; Braconidae. The record is from RefSeq and is a predicted model, not a curated record.